Notodromas monacha is the source of this 4697-nucleotide messenger RNA. The record is from the annotation of a GenBank genome assembly. Lineage: Eukaryota; Metazoa; Arthropoda; Ostracoda; Podocopida; Cyprididae.
AGUGAUUGAAAUAUAUGAUAGAAGGUGCAUGUUAAGUUUCCUGAAGAAUCUCGUUUACGUGGCUGUCGCCUGGAUCUCUGGUCGCUGAAGGCGACAGCGAAUAGCUUUCGUUUGAACGCGUAUUUGAACGAUUCGGUCGUUCUCGUUGCUGAUUCCUUACCUUCGUAUCGCGCGUGAUUGUGAAACUUCGGAAAUUUUUUCAACGUAUUUGCGAACUGGUGAGGAAAUAUCGCGAGCGUUUUCGCUCAAUUCUUGGGCGUCUUGCUCAAGUACUCCGAGUACUCGUCAGCAUCAUGGCCGGCUCAAAUCCGCCGAAUACCAUAAACAUCCAAAGUCUUAUGAAAGCUGGAAUAUCUCUGGAUAACGUCAACUUCAAUUGCGCAAACAUUGUCAAUAGUCAGGGACAGGUGCUUCAGUCGAUUCCGAUUCGGAACGCCAAAGGACUUCAAGGUCUUGCCAAUGUUCCAAAAGUGGUGACGAUUCCACGUAUGAGCGGCGCAUCUCAAGGCGCUUGUACAGUUAUUACAAGCGGAGCGCAACCUCAACAAAUUCAACUCUUUUCAGCUGGAAAUGCUUCAAAUAAAAGUUUUUCGAUUCCCUCCAGUAAUGCGGAAACGCUUGCAACUCUUACGCAGUCCGGCAUUUUGCCGCCUGUUGCUGCCGCAGUGCUUGCCACGGGAAAACCCGUGACAAUCCCCUCAACCGCUUUUCGUAACGUUGUUACGCUCAAGCUUGCCCCCACCACCAAUGCUGCGCAAGGUACAACUGUUGUAUCAUCGGGUGUAGCGAUGGAGCCCAAGAAACGAUUCGUUGUGAAGACAGAACCUAAAUCUGAUGGAGCCACGUCAUCUGGCAUUCAAGCAGUUUUCGGCCGCCCCGCUUCCCCGCGCCAGAUUUCCAUGCCCGAGCUUGUGCACACGACGAAUAAGUCUAGGGGCUCCUCUGAAAGAAAUGGAGUCAGUUCCUCGCGAGACAUAGUCAACAAGGCCAUAGCCGCCAUAGACGAGGUUUCUUUGUCGAAGAAACAAACUUCCAUUAAACCUCUUGCUAAAAGUGGCAUAACGUUUUCCAUCGUGGAUCCGACCACCACGACUCCCAAGAAACGCCGCGCGAACGAUGAAGCGGCUGACAGUGCGUCUGAUGCGAAAAAACAGAGGUUGGAAAAAACUAGCUCCAAGGGAUUGCGAGACUUCUCCCAUCGAGUUUGCCAGAAAGUUUGGAAGAAGAAAACGACAACUUAUAAUGAAGUAGCGGACGAGCUAGUUUUAGAAUUAUCGGACAACCAGAUCUCAGUAGAACAAGCUUCCAAUCGCUUCGACCAGAAGAACAUCCGCCGUCGCGUUUAUGACGCCUUGAACGUUUUGAUGGCGAUGGGAAUGAUAACCAAAGAAAAGAAGGAAAUUCGUUGGCUUGGGCUGCCGACUCAUUCGGACCAAUCCUACCGAAAAUUAUUAGAAGAGAAAGAGAACUUGACGCGAGCGAAUCUUCAGAAACGACACACGCUCUACGAACUUUUGCUUCAAAUUAUUUGUUUUAAAAAUCUUGUCGCGAAGAACAGUGAGAGGAUGCAUAAGAUGAAUGGAUCCGGAGAAGGGUCUUCAUCUCAGCCGGAUGGGAUUGCGAAUGGGCCGCAGAAUCGCUUGCCGAUUCCAUUCUUGGUCAUAUCGACCCCGAAAGAUACCGUCAUCGAUUGCAACAUUUCACAGGAUAGAUCUGAGUAUUUGCUGUCGUUCUCUGACGUGUUUGAGCUGAGUGACGAUUUCGGCAUUCUGAAGAAAAUGUCUCUAGCUCAUGGAUUGGAAGAAUGUAACGCUACGGACGAACAGAUCAAUCAGGCGUUGAUGCACAUCCCGCCUGCUUUCCAUGACGUAUUCAGAGAAAUUGCGAGAGCUCCGCCGAUCGCGCCAGAAAUGCUCCAAGACCCAGAAAUCGAACAGAUGAGUGAAUUGGUGACCUUGAGUAGUGACGAUGAUCUCAGUGAUGAAGACGUUCCGGAUGCGGAGACGUGUCAGGAGAGAAUUGACGAGUUUGUCUCCGUCACCCAAACCGAUCAAGCCUUUGCUCAAAUGUUCCUUCAGAGACGUGGAUGGGAUUUGGAGAGGUCCGUGAACGAGUUUUUUCAAAAAGGGCCAGCUGCUGGCAGCAAACCACGAGCAGAUCUUAUCGAGUCGGUGCUUGACAUCGGCGAAGAUGGUCGAUCCGCGGAAAUAAAUUUUAUGCUGAGACCUGUUACCGUUCCGCCUGGAGGAGAGCCGCCAAGGAAACGUCAUCGAACGGAUUCCGGCGAGGUUGUCAUAGUUUCCGAAGAGGACUAUGGCAUCAUCAAAUUUUUCUCAUGGAACAUCGACGGCCUUUCAGAGCGGAACCUAGAAAAGCGGACUGAAUGCGUGGUCAAGUAUAUUAUUGACUUUCGUGUGGAUUUCGCUUUACUUCAAGAGGUGACAGCUCCUGCGUUGAGCAUCUUGAGAAACAGACUGAGCGACAAAUACCAUGUAGCUGUUGCCAAGGAACCCAAAGCCUACGAGGGAGAUCUGGAGUAUGAAGUCGCGACGUGUAUUAGGAAAACUGCGAAGUUCGAGUAUUCCAAUCCUAUUUGGAAGCCGUUUCCGGGUUCGCGAAUGGGGAGAGGAUUGCAGAUAACCCGGGUAAAAAUGAAGGAACACGGAAACUUUUCGGAGUUUCCCCUUACUUUGAUUAACACACAUUUGGAAUCAACGAAAGAUUUCGCCGAAGAGCGUCAGGUUCAACUCAAGCGUGGUUUUUCAAUCAUGGAGGAUUGUCUUCGUGGUCCGAACUCCGUAUGCGUGUUUGCUGGAGACCUGAACCUUCGUGACACCGAAGUCGUGAAUGUCGGUGUGCCGAAAGAUGCCCGAGAUAUGUGGGAAGCUUGCGGGGCAAAGGAACAUUUGCGAUACACUUGGGACGCGAGAAGGAAUCAAAAUUGCGGCUAUUUCAACCCUAAAACCGGCGCACGAUUGCGAUUCGAUCGGGCGAACUCUGCCCAUGUGAGUGUGCUCCUGGAAAGUGAUAUUAAACUUGAGGGAAAGAUGGGUGAAACACGGGUCGGCCAGGGUAGAAACACGCCGGAGAAUUUAAGGAAGGUUUUCCUUGGUGGAAUAGGGCCGAAUACGGAUGAAGAUGCUUUGGCGAGUUACUUCUCCAAAUGGAGUGCAUUGGACGACUCCUUCGUCUUGCGAGACCCUAAAACCAAGAAGUCGAAAGGCUUCGCAUUCGUGAUUUUCCCGGACGCGGCUUGUGUGGAUCGUGUCAUGUCGUGCCGUCCGCAUCGUAUCGAUGGGAGGAGCAUUGAAGUGAAACGACCAGUGCCGAACGAAGACGUGGGACGUCCAGAAUCCACCGUGGUCACCACCAAAAUUUUCGUGGGCGCCGUGAGAGAGGAAAUGACCGAAGCCGACAUUGAACAGCAUUUUCAAAACUACGGAAGCGUCGUUUCUGUGGCUCUCGUCAAUGACAAAGGAACAGGUCGGAAAAGGGGAUUCGGGUUUGUGCAGUUUGCAGACCCUGACUCGGUGGACAAGUGUUUGUUGUACCGUCAUGAGCAUCGAAUCGGAGAAAGAUGGGUGGAUGUGAAGAAGGCAUUGAGCAAGGCGGAGUUGGCUGAAGUCGAGAAGAAAGCCGAGGAGGCGAAGGCCAAACAGGCUGCAGCCAAAAGAUUGGCUGCGGAAGCCGCGCGAGAAGAAGUGGAAGCUAAGCAGGCCAAGGCCGCGGCAGCUGCCCCGCGACCCCCGAUUCAAUCCACGCCUGCUGGGGUCCCACCCUCUAUGGGGUUUUCGUCACAAGGUCCACCCUCUACGGGGUUUUCGUCACAAGGUCCACCCUCUACGGGGUUUUCGUCGCAAGGUGGAGAUAGACCGUGGGCAAACUCGCAGGGUCCCGCUGCCAGCGGAGGGAACUUCAACAAACCGCAAUGGACGGGUGAAGGACCGGGGCCGGAAAAGCGUGGUAACAAUUGGAACGAAGGACCAGGGCCAGAAAAGCGUGGUAACAAUUGGAACGAAGGACCUGGGCCAGAAAAGCGUGGGAACAAUUGGAACGAAGGACCUGGGCCAGAAAAGCGUGGCAAUAAUUGGAACGAAGGACCUGGGCCGGAAAAACUUGGCGGAAAUUGGGGCGACGAUUGGCAGCCUGGCUUGAACCUGGCGCCGCCGCCUCCAGUUGCAGGCCCCCGAAUGCGCAUGAUGGGCCCUAGUUCAUAUUCUGCCAAUCCUCCGAGAGUGGGUGACGGAAAUGGACCUCGAGGAUUCGAUGGAGCUAGAUUUCGUGGCCCAAUUCCAGAUGCAGAUGAUCGAGCUUCCUACCCGGAAGGACCUGACGACUGGACACCACCUGGCAAUUGGAAUAAUGGCCCACGAAUGAGAGCUCCAGCCCCUCCGACACCGCUCAUGGCCGCAGCUCCCGCCUGGCGCCGGGAACAGCCUCGUUUCUUCCCGCCCCAAAACCCGGGUGGUGGACGUUGCGCAACUAAGGAAGAACGACAUUUCUUUUUUAAAAUUGUGGAAGAAUUCGAAAAGGCCGAAUGGAAUCUUUGGCUUUGUUUCAAUACAAUUUGGGAUUUAAAAAAGCCAGAGGAUUAUGAGGAUUCCUUCUAUGAAUCUCCUGAAGAUUUGCCGCUAAAAGAAGUUGGUGGGACGGUCAUACAAAUGUUCGUGCUUAUGGCUGUGCUUUAUCCAGAAACG